AUGCUCGCGUACGUGUGUGAGUCGGUCCACGUGGACCGCUCCGUCGACGACGGACCGAAUCCGCGCGACGAGGCCUCUCCAUUGGCCGGAACGCCGAGAUCGCUUAUUAAGGGCGGAGUUACACGCGUUCCUCGCCCGACAUUGGCGGAUACGGCGUCGGCGUCCGCCGCGAUUGGACGAGGCGAUUUUUAUAAGCGCGGCAGUCCACGUGGACUCGUUUAUCUAUUCAGACGCCGGCGGCGCGGUCGCGGGGGGAGGCCGGGGGGUAUACGGGCAAUCAGUAAAGGCGGGAGGAAUACGGCCAUAUUUAUAAGAGCUGCGGGGAUGCAAUCACGAAGCGGCGCGGGGUGGCAGGAGAGGCGGGGGAGGCGGCGGCCAUUUUGA
This is a messenger RNA of Leptosia nina, 384 nucleotides long. NCBI's taxonomy places the organism in Eukaryota, Metazoa, Arthropoda, Insecta, Lepidoptera, Pieridae. The record is from the annotation of a GenBank genome assembly.